AUGUUGAGAACGAGCAAAUCUCGAACGGAUGCCAUGGCCCGUUCAGCGUUACAACGACUUACGGAUGUUAUGAUCGCCGAGAGACGGAGUCACGAGCACGAAUGUCGGAGUUGUGUGUUUCGAAACAUGUUUUCUUCCGCAUCCGUCGAAAACUUCGAACAUUGCGGAGUAUUCCUCAAAACGUCACUUCCGAGAAGAAACAACGUCUACGCGGACGUCCAAACGCAUAGAAUAGCCUUGGCAAUCGUCCCAAAUCGUUGUUCUGCAGCGCGACUUUCACCAUCCGAUGACGACCUCUUGCUAGGUGUUGUUCGGGCCUCUGACAGCGGUUAA
Molecule: messenger RNA, 333 nt
Organism: Glarea lozoyensis ATCC 20868
Lineage: Eukaryota; Fungi; Ascomycota; Leotiomycetes; Helotiales; Helotiaceae
Exons: 1
Coding region: 1-333 (110 amino acids)
Source: RefSeq, a predicted model, not a curated record